AAACAAAUAUUGAGCUGAUUUGCGAAAUAGCGACGUGCCGCGACGAUCUUCUCUAAUUUUCUGCUUGUUUUACCAGUUUUUCAGCAUUUUUCCACGUAACGUCGGAUAAUUUUCCUAGAUUUUGGCCUCGAUUUACUUAUUUGGUUUUUAAGUAUGGAGAAAUUAGGCCUAGGUGGGUCGGAUUUGAUACAUGUGCACAUAUCAGUUGCUGGUUCUAACAGUGCCUGCCCAUUAGAAAAGUCUUUUUCAACGAAUUUACUCGUCGGCGAAUUAAAGAGGAAACUUGAACCAUUGACCGGUGCGAAUGCUGCAACUAUGAAAGUGAAAGUGUUUGACUCCAGGAAUGCGUUUAAAUUUGAUUUGACUCCUGAUGACAAGCCCUUGAGUGAAUUUUCAUUUGAAAAAGGAACUUUGCUUCUUGUAGAAGACCUUCAUAUGCUCACUUGUCAAGAACUAGAAGCAGAAUUGAAAAAAAUUGAAAAGUUUGAGCUUACAGAGGAAGAAUAUGCCUCCAAGCCUUAUACUGUCCAGUCAUUUUUAAAAGCCAACAAAUUAGGGAAAUACAAUCCUGAAGAAAUUCAAAGGACGAAUGAGGAAAUGAAACAAUUCGAGAAAGAGGAAAAAGAAAGGAUGGAGCAGAUGAAGAUAGGAAUGCGGUGCAUGGUGAAAGCACCUGGCAAAGCCAAGCGAAAGGGCACCAUCAAAUUCAUAGGUACAUUAGCUUCAAAGUCUGGCAAUUGGAUAGGCGUUCAGUAUGAUGAGCCACUGGGAUUGAACGAUGGAACCUGUGGUGGCGUUAGGUAUUUUGAAUGUCCUCCAAAAUAUGGUGGUUUCGUCAAACCGAUCUUCAUUGAGGUUGGAGAUUUCCCGCCAGAUGGUGAAGAAGAGCUUUUCGACGAUGAACUGUGAAAACUGAAUUUCUCUCGUUCCGGUAGGACAAGUUUUGUAAUUGUUAAAUAUUCUACUUAUCAUGUACACUAGUAUUAUUUUGUACGGACAAAUGCAGUCCAAGUUGAUUACUUUUCUCAUGCAAGCAAAAAUAUUUUGGCGGAGGAUUUCUUUUCUCAUUUCUAUGAGACGUUCUUUAGAGAUCCACAUUCAUUGCCAGGUAUUUGAAAGAUUUUUUGAAAAUUUUAGUGAGGAAGGUUUUCAUUUUGCUAUUGAACUAAUGGUUUUUCCACAUCUGUCUGUUCUCACACCGCAGUCAAAAAUAAAUCUCUAGAAAAAUGAAAAACAUGAGCCCUUUAAAGCACAGUCAAAACCUAAAUAUUCAAUUAAUUUAUUUUUAAAUGACCCAGAUGCUUCCUCUGGGGCAAAAAAAUAUCUACAUUUUAUUGCUGUAGUAGUGAAAAUGUCUUGUUUCUUUGAGGCGUGUGCAGAAUUGUAACUGUUGUGCAGGACAAAAACCACAAAACUCUACUCCAGAUUUUAUAUUUUUUUUACUUAAACCCUCUAUUUAAAGAAAAUGUAUGCAAAAAAUGUUUUAUUCUUUUAGGAUCGGUACUUCAUACCCUAUAGUAUUCAUUUAAAAAAAAAAAAAAAAAAAUUUAUGUAGUUGCAAAAUUUGCUGUUUUCUAGGGUAAUACGUCUGAGAAAAACUUUCAAGCAGAAGACUGUGGUUUUUGCCUAGCAUUGCAGUUUAACAAUGGGUUAAUUUGUCUAAUAAGACAUUUUUGUCACACUGAUUAGAUUUAGCAGAUUGCUGAACUGCUUAGUUUCAAUUUUACGGUUUUGUGUGGAAUCAGCAGAAAUGAUCCUUGUUAAAUUAAAAAUUCUAAUAUGCUAGUCAAAUUUUGUGUUGAAAUUUCAUUUCUCUCCUAAUCUCCGAAAUAUUUUUAGUGACCGUUCACUGUCAUCCUAAACUCUAAAGAUAACUUGGUUUUGUAAAAUGAAUGGUACAUAUAUUAUUCUAUGCUUGCCAAUUCAAGAAACAAAAUCUGUGGCUCUAAUGCAAUCAAAAUUUCAUGCUGUGACAGGGGCGUAAGCUAAUGUAUGUUAUGAAACUAUAAUGUUUCAUUUAAGGUUAGCCUCAAGUUAACAAUGCUUGAAUGUGAUAAUUUAAUAUCAAUUCAUUGUUCUCUUUGCCUGUCUCUGUUUCAAAACCUAUUCUCCUCCAAGUUUUUUUUUUCUACAGAGAUUUUCAUGUUUUUUUCAUUGCAUCAUCAACUUGAGGCGCUACCGCUAAUUCAGAGUUCAGUAAAAACUUGGAUAAAUAACUAUUUAUUCGUGCAAAAUGCUACUUUAAAAACGAAUAUGUAACUUUUUAACUAACUAUUCAUUCUAGAAUUAUAAUUUCAAUUCUUUUUGCUUUAUAUAAGUGGGAAAAUGGAUGAAUGGAAAGAAGUGCACUAAUCAAUUCCUGAUCUUGAUCAGGUCUCUGAACAAAAAAUAAUUUUAUUCAUUUGGUACACUCAUAAAUUAUUUGUUUUUCGUCUCAUAAGAUCAUGUAUCUCCAAGUAUGUUUGUAAAUUUUAUUUCAGAGGAAUUUUUUAGUUUUUUAGUGCAAGUCCAAAUGAUACGUGAUGCAAUUGGCGCACUUUGUUGUUAUGUUUUUACAGUUAUGUCACAAAGUCAUAAACUUAUUGCUUGAUUUCUUUGAAUUUUUUUUUUUACAUUUACUCACUUAAUGAAUGCUUUAAUGCACUUAUUCUAUGCAGUCAAUUAUCUUACACCGGAGCAAGUAAAAAAUCAACUUGCAUCAUUAAAUGUUUGAUUGCCUUUAGGAUUGCGACUGAAGUUGUCUUGUGAAAUUAUUUCUACAUCACCGUCUAGUUUUUCAUGAUAUUCAGGUUAAAAGACUGUUCCUUAUCUACGUAUUAGUUUUUGUUUCUUUUAUUAAGAUUCAUUUUAGGCAUAGUUAACGUUGAUACAUUUUUGUAAUCUCAUCGAUAGAAAAAAUUCUUUCAAAAGCGAUGAGACUUGAGUUUUCUUGGGAAAUUAUCUUUUUGAAAGUUUGAAAAGAUUUUUUCCGGGUUGAUCUACUUUUUUAGAUAAACUUUGAAAAGAUGAUGAGGGA
This is a messenger RNA of Bemisia tabaci, 3016 nucleotides long. Its product is annotated as tubulin-binding cofactor B. Gene Ontology annotation, molecular function: microtubule plus-end binding. Gene Ontology annotation, cellular component: nucleus; cell cortex; microtubule plus-end. Gene Ontology annotation, biological process: cytoplasmic microtubule organization. The record is from RefSeq and is a predicted model, not a curated record. Lineage: Eukaryota; Metazoa; Arthropoda; Insecta; Hemiptera; Aleyrodidae.